Orbilia oligospora ATCC 24927 is the source of this 486-nucleotide messenger RNA. RefSeq lists its product as uncharacterized. The coding region runs from base 1 to 486 and encodes 161 amino acids. Lineage: Eukaryota; Fungi; Ascomycota; Orbiliomycetes; Orbiliales; Orbiliaceae. The transcript has a single exon. The record is from RefSeq and is a predicted model, not a curated record.
AUGAUGUUUGGAGUUGGUUUUCUAGGAGUCAUAAUAUCCCUUAGCAGAGUCGCAUACAUUGUCACUGCCAAUCACGCACCCGUAAUUGGUAUCAUCAACGCUUGGGGCGCCUUAGAACAGUGUGUUGGAAUCAUUGUCUGUUGUUUACCUGCUUUUAAAUCGCUGCUCAAAAGAAGACGGUCGAAUAAUAGUGGCUGGGAUAGCAGCGAGCUCGUGGAAAGAACUUUUAACUCUGAUGGUGCUCCUGAGAGUAGAGGGAGGUCAGCGGAGUCUGGAGAUACCUUAGGUUGCAAUAGUGGGAGUUGGAACAGGUCGUUGCCGUCCGAUCGUCAAAGUGUUAUCUUGAGGGUAGAUAGUUUUGAAAGGAUAUCGAGGAUGGAGUCCGUUCGUGAGGUCAUGGAAGCUGAAACGGCGAGUAGGGAGAUGGUGCAGGAUAUCAAGAAUACGGCUCCCACGGAGAAUCAUAAUAUUCGCUGGUCAAAUUAG